Vicia faba (fava bean) is the source of this 2160-nucleotide messenger RNA. The record is from the annotation of a GenBank genome assembly. Lineage: Eukaryota; Viridiplantae; Streptophyta; Magnoliopsida; Fabales; Fabaceae.
AUGUUUAAGUUAUCUCCUAGGAGGAGUCAAAGAUCUAAAGGCUUCAAGGUGAAGCAUGCUUUACAAAUAUGUGUUCUUGUUGGUGUUUGUAUUUGGUUGGUUUACCAAAUUGGACACUCUCGCCAGAAAAAAGUGUCCUAUGUAGAGAAUACAAAAACUGGCCAUGAGGUUAUUAAGUUAGGGAGGAAGAACCUCAAUCCUCAUGUGAAGGAAACUUCUGUUAUAGAUGCCAGACACAAGGAAGACGAGGAGGAAGAUGAACAAGACAAUAAGCAUGAAGAUCCAACCAAAUUGGAUGAUGUUAAUGUCGUGGAUGAUGAUUCUGAGCAUAAAGAGGAUUCCGGAGUAGACCAAGAGAGUGAAGAGAGUUCUCAAAAUGCUAAAACUGACACUGAAGGUGAACAGCAUGUGGAGAAAGACGAUGAAGAGAAUGAGAAUGCAGACAACAAGGAGAGUGAAAGUGUGGUGAAAAAGAAUAAGGAUAUAAAAGAUGAAGUUGAGGAGGACAAAGAAACGGGUGAAGUUAGUGAGGAAAAGAGUAAUUUAGAGAAUGGAGAGAACAAAGAGGAGGAAAAGAGUAAUUUAGAGAAUGAAGAGAACAAAGAUGAGGAAAAGAGUAAUUUAGAGAAUGAAGAGAAGAAGGAGGAGGAAAAGAGUGAUUCAGAGAGCAAAGAUGAAGAAAAGAGUCAUUUAGAGAAUGAAGAGAACAAAGAUGGAGAGAAGGACAAAGAAACUGGAGAAAUUAGAGAGGAAAAGAGUCAGCAAGAUAAUGAAGAGUCAAGUGAAGUAGAUUCCAAAGAUAAGGAGAGUGAAGAAAGCAAGCAGAAUGGAACUGAUGCGAAGGACCAAGUGGAGGAAAAUCACAAGCAAGAUAGUAAAGAAGGAACGGAGGAGAACAGUGGAACAGAAGAGGAGAAAGAAGAACAUAAGAUUCAGAAAGAGACUUCAUCUGAAAAUCAGGUUCAGGAUGGCGAAAAGAACAAUGAGGCCAGGGAGGAAAAUUAUGCUGGAGAUAAUGCCUCCAGUGCUGUAGUAGAUCAUAAAUCGGAAGACAAUUCGAAAGAAAAUGAUAAUAACAAAGAAGAGCAGGUUGACAAAAAAAAGGAUACAAAUGAGCCUGAGCUGAAUUCUCAGAAAAAUAGUGAUGAAACUACCGAAUCCACUGAUUCUACUGCUACAGGAAACAGCCAGGGAAAUGAGAGUGAGAGUGAGAAUGAUCAGGCACAGACCCAGAAUGAUUCACAGAAGAGUUCUGUGUCAGAGUCAGAUAAACCAAAGCAGGAGCAGAACAACGACACCAAGGAUGAUGUACUAAAGGAAGAUUCAUCGUUGCAGAAUGGGAAUGACUCAACUGAAAAACAGAAUGAAACAUCAGAAGAUGAAAAUUCUAAGGAAGACAAUUCCAGCACACAAAAUACAACACCAAAAACUGAAGAUUCUAAGUCAGAUGCUGCUGGGGAUCAGGCUGAUUCCACAACUAAAUCUUCGUCGGAAACUCAAGACGGCAAUACAAAUCAUAGUGAAUACAAGGACACCAGUAAUGAAAACCCAGAAAAGAAUUCUGGCCAAGAAGGAGCACAAGAAAGUGGUUCAUCAUCCAACACAGUUGAUAACAAAGAUGCUACUGGCGAGGAGGCUCAACUCACUACCUCUGAUGCAUCAUCAGAACAAAAGAAAGAUGAAUCCUCAAGUAAUUCCGAAUCUGCACAGAAUAACAAUGCAAACUCGAGUCAAAGCAACACGAACAAUGAUGAAAGUGUUAAUGACAACAAAGAUUCUAGCCAGGUCAAUUCAUCUGAACAAAGUGAAGAGGGAAACACAAACUCGGAAAACAACAGUGAUUCUAACCAGAACGACUCAAACAAAAAUGAAAGUACCAAUGACGGUGGAAAUGCCUCAAAUGAUGCCAAUGAGAACGAGAACGCUGCUCAGAACAAAACUAGUGAAAAUGAAGGUGAGGCUCAAAAUGAAUCAGUGGAUUCAAAAAAGGAGAAUGAGGAAUCUUCUCCCAGCGACGGAGAUAGCAAUUCUAACUUGAAUGAUCAGGGAAGUUCUGAUACUUCAGUUGCACAGGAUGAUAAAGAAUCCCGCGUAGAUUUGGAAACGUUACCAGAACGCAGUGGUGAAAGCAGUCGCAAUGAUGUUUCUUCUGCAGAAUGA